UUUUUUCCGUUUCUUCAAUUUAAAGCAAAAAAUAGCACCUAAGUAAAACUAAGGCCCUCUUGUCCAAUAAAAGACACAGCCCAAACAUGACAAGUCAUACAGGGUGGCGUAAGAAAUCAGAACAUAGGCACCAAUCCACCGAAAAGCUCUCUCCUAGACAAGAGCAGACCACAAGUCACUCGCGGUCAUUUUGUUGAACACCAACAACUGGACUGAUGAAACUAUCUAUCCUGCCGGAGUUUUGUCAUCUUUAAAAAAAAAAAGGAGGAGGAAAUAAGAGCAAAACACCAGAUGCUGCUCUCCAAGCAGGAUUGGCGUGAACUUACUGAAUAAACUCAAACCCUUCAGAGUCCUCUUCCAGAGUAAGAAGAGGGAAAUGAGUGACUUUGACAACUUCACCAAUGGGACUGGAAAUCAUAGCCUCUGUACCAGAGAUUACAAAAUCACCCAAGUUCUUUUUCCUCUACUCUACACAGUUUUGUUUGUUGUUGGGAUAACCAUGAAUAGCCUGGCAAUGGGGAUUUUCUUCCAAAUCCCCAGUAAAUCUAACUUCAUCAUCUUCCUCAAGAACACUGUCAUUUCUGAUCUUCUCAUGAUCCUGACUUUCCCUUUCAAAAUCCUCAGCGACGCAAAGCUGGGAGCUGGGCCACUGAGGGCAUUUGUAUGCCAGGUCACCUCUGUCAUAUUCUACUUCACAAUGUACAUCAGCAUUUCCUUCCUUGGGUUGAUCACCAUUGACCGUUACCAGAAAACCACAAGACCAUUCAAAACAUCCAAUCUUAAUAACCCAUUGGGCGCCAAGAUUCUAUCUGCUGUGAUUUGGAUAUUCAUGUUCCUCCUCUCCUUGCCAAACAUGAUCUUGACCAAUAAGAAGCCAGUGCAUUUGAAUGUGAAGAAAUGUGCUUUCCUAAAAUCAGAUUUCGGGCUGGUAUGGCACGAAAUUGUCAAUUACAUCUGCCAAGUAAUUUUCUGGAUCAAUUUGCUCAUCAUAAUCGUCUGCUACACACUGAUCACAAAAGAGCUCUAUCGAUCCUAUGUAAGAACGAGGGGGGUGGGGAAGGCACCUAAGAAAACUGUUAACGUCAAAGUGUUUAUUGUCAUUGCUGUGUUUUUCAUUUGUUUUGUGCCUUUUCAUUUUGCCAGAAUUCCCUACACCCUCAGCCAAACUAGAGAUGUUUUUGACUGCACUGCUGAGAAUACCUUAUUUUAUGUGAAAGAGAGUACCCUGUGGUUGACUUCUUUAAAUGCAUGCUUAGAUCCAUUCAUCUAUUUUUACCUCUGCAAAUCCUUUAGGAAUUCCUUGAUGAGCAUGUUAAGGCACAGAAAUGCUCCCAUAGCCUCAGCCCAGGAAAUCAGAAACAAAGGGCAGGACAACAGCAGCCCAUCAGAAGAGAUCCCAUUGUAGAGUAAAGAUGCCUUGAGAAAAAAACAGUUCCAUAACUCUAACACUGGAAGAAAAGCACUAUAUACAUAAAAGUAUCAUUGCUCGCUGGAAAUGAGAGAGUCGAUGGCCAACUCUACUGAAAUGAAGAAUUUUUUAGAAAAGCCAACAGAAUAUUUUCUUAACCUGCAGCUAUGACUUUUCAGUAUUUUAAGCUAUUGCAAUAGGUAGGGAAGUAACCUAAUGGAAAGGUAUGUAACCAAUCACCAUAUAAGAGUCAUAGUACAUAGUCAAAAGAUGCAAACAUUUUCCCAAGAUUAUAUAGCAAACUAAGUACUGUACACUGUCUGCUUUGAUUUUUUUAUUGAUAAGGUUCCAUUAUUAGCUAAAAAAGGAAUAAUGGUCUUCCUUCUGAACCAUAAUUGUUGCUUAACAAAACUUAUAUACUCUAAGGUAGCAAAUCCUAAUUCAGUAACUGACCUAAAUGUUUAAAUAGUUUUGUUGUUGUAAAAGGUCAUAGGAAAUACUCUUACAGUGAACUAUGAACCUUAACUUGACUGCUGUAAUGCAAAUGCAAAUGAAUUUUAUCCUUAAUCUGGAUUAAGUCAACUCCUAAAUUUCCAAAGAAUGUGAUCUUCACUUAAAGGGAGCAGAGACCUUCGGGAAGGAAAACAGGCAUUUCUAGUCAUUGACAUUCGGUAACGAAAAUGAUUCAGGAAAGUACAAAGUACUCUGAAAACGGGAAAAGAUUUUAGCUUAUAAUAUUGACUGUAUUUAUGGGGUAAAACACUGGUAAUGUGCUUGGGGAAAUUGACUCAUUUCCAGAAAAUAUGUUAUUUGACUUAAUGGAUAUUUCUCUAUCUAAUGUGGCUAUGCUUGAAACACCACCCGGCCAUCAUUAAGAAUAUAAUGUUUAAAUGAUAAUUGUCAUCAUCAUUAGCUCCUUAUUUACAAAGUAUUAUGCAAAAGAACUCAGAGGAAGAACAGGCUUAACUGUAAAUUAUAAAAUAGCAGUUAAAAUAACUCACGCAUCUCUUCUCAAUUUUUCCUAAUUACAACAACAUUCAUCUAAAUACAAAUGUGUACACUAAAGUCUUCUCCAAGACCUCAUCAAGCAUGGGGGUGACUCCAAUGGAGGGCGAUGUGGAAUAAUCAAAGGCUAGUCAGAUAGAACACAACUUAAGGGAGGUUUUACAAGAUGGAAUGGCUUCUAAGGGUCUGGUGACUACUCUCUGUGUUGUAAGGACCAACCCAGCUGAGUUCAGAGAAGAUCAGAAAUUGUUUUGAUUUUUUAACGGCAAUAACUUGUGAAAACCCCCUCCCGAGGGAUGGAAGGUCUCCUAGGGGAGAGAAUGGCCAUUCUGCUUAAACCUCAGAUCUUUGAAUGUACCUCUACAUCUAUCCUAGCACUUGUUCUACCAUGAUGCCCAAUCCAAAUAAAAAAUAUAAAUAUGAAUGGACAACAAUUCAUAUCAUUUUUGAAAAUGAUACUGUCAAAAAAAUUCAACUCAGUAAGCCCAUAUAUGUGCAAAAUAAGCAAGUGAACUAGACUGACACCAACAGUGGGUUUUUAUUUGACAUGACUUACCUUCCUAUGUUUCCUAAAGGCAAAAAAAAAAUGCCAGUGACUGGGCUUUUACAUAAGGACCAAAUAAUGAUCUUAUUCAGUUUAUGCCCUUUUAUUAUAGAAGCAUUUACAGUAUCUUUUACAUUUCACUGACAUACACAAGAUCAGGAUUUCAUGUGAACAAAAUAUGAAUAAUAGUCCAGGGGGUAAAUAAGUGGUCUAAUAGCUUAAUUGUCAAUGAAACCUCAUCAUUACAUUUCAUAGUAAAUUGAAAUGUUCUGGGUGUAAAUGCAUCAUUUUAAAAAGUACCACAACUAAAACAUUUUUGGAUGUCUUUUCUUAUGAAAGAAAAAAGUUUUAAUUAAAAAGAAAAUAAUAACGAUGUAUGGAGAUUUCUAGAUACUUGUUAUCAUUAUUAAUAAUUAACUGAGACUAUAAUUUCACUGAAUAAAAGAAGGGAAAUGGAGGGAUACAGGGGGAAAUCUAGGUGGUGUCAAAAUAAAAGAUGUCGAAAAAAUUCAUGCUUAUUUAAAACAAGAAAUUCAGAGGAUUCUUAACUGAAAAAUAUUUUAUUUAUAAGCCAGGUAUGUACCAUGACUGAUUUACAUUAAACUGUUAACCAUU
This is a messenger RNA of Monodelphis domestica (gray short-tailed opossum), 3572 nucleotides long. It is a transcript of the gene P2RY12, whose product is annotated as purinergic receptor P2Y12. Gene Ontology annotation, cellular component: membrane. The record is from RefSeq and is a predicted model, not a curated record. Gene Ontology annotation, molecular function: G protein-coupled purinergic nucleotide receptor activity. Lineage: Eukaryota; Metazoa; Chordata; Mammalia; Didelphimorphia; Didelphidae. Gene Ontology annotation, biological process: G protein-coupled receptor signaling pathway; blood coagulation.